Molecule: messenger RNA, 788 nt
Organism: Propithecus coquereli (Coquerel's sifaka)
Lineage: Eukaryota; Metazoa; Chordata; Mammalia; Primates; Indriidae
Gene: CCDC12
Product: coiled-coil domain containing 12
Exons: 9
Coding region: 144-686 (180 amino acids)
Cellular component (GO): post-mRNA release spliceosomal complex; U2-type spliceosomal complex
Source: RefSeq, a predicted model, not a curated record
GGCCCCAGGCUGCCCCCUACCUGCCCAGGCUUCCAAAACUACAACCAGACAGCAGGUACCCCAUACCUGCCCAGUGAGGACUUCCUGCUCUCUCGUUUUCGUCCUUGGAUUGGCCGUGAGGCAUUCGGCCUUGGGCCUGCGCAAUGCAGGACGAGAGAAAAGGUGGGGGGUCGGUGGGCAAGAUGGCGGCGACUGCGACUGGUGUAGGCCGGCUAGAGGAAGAGGCGCUGCGGCGAAAGGAACGCCUGAAGGCCCUACGGGAGAAAACUGGGCGCAAGGACAAGGAAGAUGGGGAACCAAAGACCAAGCAGCUCAGAGAAGAAGAGGAGGAGGAAGGCGAGAAGCACAGGGAACUCAGGCUGCGGAACUAUGUCCCCGAGGAUGAGGACCUGAAGAGGAGGAGGGUGCCCCAGGCCAAACCUGUUGCAGUGGAGGAGAAGGUGAAGGAGCAGCUGGAGGCUGCUAAGCCUGAGCCUGUCAUUGAGGAAGUGGACCUGGCCAACCUGGCUCCCCGGAAGCCCGAUUGGGACCUAAAGAGAGACGUGGCCAAGAAGCUGGAGAAGCUAAAAAAGAGGACCCAGAGGGCCAUUGCUGAGCUGAUUCGUGAGAGGCUGAAAGGCCAGGAAGACAGCCUAGCCUCUGCAGUGUACUCUACCACCGAACAAGAAGCCUGCGACUCUGACUGAGGCUGUUUCAGGUUUGGACGCCCAAAGUCCUGGCUUUAGGACCAUGAGCGUCCGCCGUGGAGCUGACUCUCCAGGUUGAUUGGCUGGCUGCAUCAUCUCUGA